Molecule: messenger RNA, 3885 nt
Organism: Rhinichthys klamathensis goyatoka
Lineage: Eukaryota; Metazoa; Chordata; Actinopteri; Cypriniformes; Leuciscidae
Gene: nfic
Product: nuclear factor I/C
Exons: 12
Coding region: 696-2243 (515 amino acids)
Biological process (GO): regulation of transcription by RNA polymerase II
Cellular component (GO): nucleus
Molecular function (GO): RNA polymerase II cis-regulatory region sequence-specific DNA binding; DNA-binding transcription factor activity, RNA polymerase II-specific
Source: RefSeq, a predicted model, not a curated record
UCGAACACUUUGUCAUGAAUGGAUGCAUGCAUGUGCGCUCUCUGUGACGCAAUGUCCGCGCGAGCCUGGCUCUAAUCGCUACUUUAGCUGGUGCGUGUUGCAGUAAAAGUGUUUGGAAUACGCGCGCGGGUGAAGCGCGCAGAGCAUUGCUGCGCCCGAACUGGAUCAGCGCGAGAGGGGAGAGCGGUGCGUGCGCAUUGGUGAAAAGGGGAGAAAGUCGUUUGCCAGUUUGUUACGCACCAUAUGAGCUUCAGAAACCGAGGCAAAUAACGUUUUUUUUGUUAAUUUCACGGACUUAACGGAUGCCCCUGGACAGUGGAAACCAGAGUUAGCCUCUCUUGCUCCUUCAAGUACUUUCUUUGGGAUGGGCUAUUUUCAUAACGUCAUUUCAUUCCUCCCUCUGUUGAAAACAUUGUCUCUUUCUUUGAUUCUUUCUCCCACCAUUUCCUAAAUGGAACAGAUUGCAGCACCCCACGCGUUUUCCUGCCUGCAAAGUUUGGUUUCAAACGUGUACACAGUUUGCGCGUUCUCUUUUGCCUGGCGUCCCUUGAUUUAACGGACUCUAAGUGGAAGUCAGAAGUGGCGGCGGUGGAAGUGUUAAUCAUGAUGAGGCUUACCAUGAUUAACUGUGAAAAAUGAUCCACUAACUUGUCGGUGUUUUGCCACAUUUUCAAGUCACGCGCUCACCUUUCAACAUGAUGUAUUCUCCUCUCUGUCUAACUCAGGAUGAAUUCCAUCCGUUCAUCGAGGCGCUGCUGCCGCACGUGCGUGCCUUCGCCUACACCUGGUUCAACCUGCAGGCCCGCAAGCGCAAAUAUUUCAAAAAGCACGAGAAGCGGAUGACCAAGGAUGAAGAGCGCGCCGUCAAGGACGAGCUCUUGGGUGAGAAGCCCGAGGUCAAACAGAAGUGGGCGUCACGCCUCCUCGCAAAGCUCCGCAAGGACAUCCGGCCGGAGUGUCGGGAGGACUUUGUGCUGUCCAUCACAGGGAAGAAGCCUCCGUGUUGUGUCCUCUCGAACCCAGACCAGAAGGGGAAGAUGAGGCGCAUAGAUUGCCUGCGUCAGGCGGAUAAGGUCUGGCGUCUGGACUUGGUGAUGGUGAUUCUGUUCAAGGGCAUCCCGCUGGAGAGCACGGACGGGGAACGGCUGGUCAAAGGUGGCCAGUGCUCCAAUCCCAUUCUCUGCGUCCAGCCCCAUCACAUCAGCGUGUCCGUCAAAGAGCUGGACCUCUACCUCGCCUACUUUGUGCAGGAGAGAGAGGCUGAACAGAGCAGCAGUCCUCGUACAGGCAUUGGUUCAGAUCAGGAGGACAGUCGAGCAGCCACCAUGGAUGCCCCAGAGUUUCAAGAGAGCUUCAUAACUUCAGGCGUCUUCAGUGUAACAGAACUGGUGCAAGUAUCAAGAACACCGGUGGUGACGGGCACGGGGCCAAACUUCUCUCUCGGAGAGCUGCAGGGGCAUCUUGCUUAUGACCUGAACCCUUCGGGGGUGGGAAUGAGGAGAACCCUGCCCAGCACCUCCUCUAGUGGAAGUAAGAGACACAAGUCAGGAUCCAUGGAGGAUGAUAUAGACACCAGCCCAGGGGGCGAGUACUACACCUCUCCCAACUCCCCCGCCAGCAGUUCACGCAACUGGCCAGAGGAGAUGGAAGGAGGAAUCUCCCCUACAGUUAAGAAGACAGAGAUGGAUAGUCCAUCUCCUCAAGAGAGCUCUCCACGCCUCGGCUUCACACAGCACCACAGACCUGUCAUUGCAGUGCACAGCGGUAUCUCUCGGAGUCCACAUCCCUCCUCGUCUCUGCACUUCCCUGCUGGUCCCAUUCUCCCCCAGACCGCCUCCACCUACUUCCAGCACACGGCCAUCCGGUACCCCCCACACCUCAGCUCUCAAGACCCGCUCAAGGACCUGGUCUCUCUGGCCUGUGACCCGUCCAAUCAACAACCCAGCCCGGCCCUACAGGUUUGGAACGACAUGAGGCUGAAUGGCAGUGGUCAGGUGAAGGUAUCCAGUCACUACAUCUCCUCUCAGAUGCUGGCCCCCCCACCACCCCCCGGCCUGCCCCGUCUGACGCUGCCCCCAGAGUCCAAAUCCAGCACCACCUCUGCAGACGCAGCUGCCAGCUCACCCACAUCCCCCACAUAUUCUGCUCCCGGGACGCCACCUGCCAACCGCUCCUUCGUAGGAAUUGGUUCUCGAGACCCUGGCAGUCUGUAUCAGGCACAGUCCUGGUAUCUGGGGAACUGAUUAUCACACACACAGACGAACCCGAGGAGGCACAGACAUGGAUUUGAAAAAUCAAUUUUUUUGUGGAAUUUACAAGAAAAAAGUUGUGAACGAGAUGCAAGAGGGAAAAUCAGAUAUAUAUGCAGUAUUUGUAUAUAUAUACACACACACACACACACACACACACACACAUAUAUAUAUAUACACAAUAUGUGUGUAUAGAUAUAUGUGCACACAUAUUUAUAUAUGCAUAACAACGUACAGUAUAAGAUGCUUCAAUACACUUUUUUUUGUUGAAAAAAAGACAAUGGAAAUGGAGAAGAGCGUGAGAGAAUUGCCAUAGAUGGAACGGCAGAAAAGAAGACAAAAGAGGAGGAUGUUUUUUCUGGGAGGGCAGCCCGAACUAUGGCGUACAUUGCUGGAAGUGUCGAAAAGGCCCACCCUGACUCCCUGCCUCUUGGAAUGCCUCUCCUCAACCCCCUCCUUCUGCUACAGGUGCUGCUUCCUCCUAUAUGCAAAAUAAGUAUCCUUUAUUUUCUUAACGAACAGGGACGAGAAACCUCAAGGAAAGGGUUUUUCCGCUAGCAUUUCGCCACAGGUUUGGAGGUGAGCAUGGUCUAUUUUUAUUCUUUUUUUAAGUGCGCAAAGGCAACACGACAUGGAAAAGGAAACAUUGAUGCUUCCGUUCACACAGCAUUGUGGAAAAAGAAACAAAAAGGCUCCUUUUCAUCCAGUUUAUUGACAAUCAUGUUUCUGCGUCCUUGGUUUCGUUCAGAGGGUGAUGUUUUCUAAAUUACAUUCUCCACCGUUUGUAACGGAGUCCACUUUUUGGUGGAAGCCCGUCAUGUUUUUUGUACAUCGGAGGAAUAUUAGUGGUACCUCAGUGACAUUAUACAUCACAGUCAGCGUGUAUACACACAUGCACACACACACUUACAUGUAAACACACCUAUAUAGAGGCAAUGGCAUGUACUGUUAAAGGCUACACGAGGUGUGUGAGAGCUGUAAUACAGCCUUCAUAGGAUGAGCCAGGGAAUAGCAGGGGUGAAUUAGCACCUUCCUCUCUUCGCAAUAUGAAAGCCCCUCAUUCCCUGGACCCGCUGUAAGUGUGUGUGUGCGCGUGUGCGUCCGUGUGUUUGUCCUUGUCAUAAACAUUGGUAGUCCCUUAUUCAUCUCUGUGAGUUCACAGAUUAGGGGUUUUUUGAUUCAUGUAGAUCCGUGGAUUUUUCCACAUAGUGACAAAGGGAGUUGAAAUAUAGUUCUGUCAUUACUUAGACAGUAUUGGGUGUAGAGGAUAGAAGUUUUCUCUCUGUGUAAUUUGUUUAAAUUCAUUGGAAAUUACAGGCAUUGCACUACUUUGAAUUUUUAAUUUUCCUCUUUUGCAAAUUCCUGUUCGGCCUAAUCAUACGGAAUGCUGCGAAUCUAUUAUUUUUGUCAUGUUCUGAUCUCACGGUAGAUGAGGGUUGGUUUCCCAGAAGCUAAAAAGCUGAUCAGAACAAUCCUACAUUUUCUAUGUAAAUGUCUCCAUGUUUAUGUGAUUACUUUUAUACAAUUCCCAUAGUUUAAGAAGAAAACAAAACAGGCUUAUCUUUUUCCCCAUGUUUCUAUUUCAAAAAACGAUGACUGUUUUUAUUUUGAAGCAUAUUAUACACUUUAAUCCGUA